GUAUGGAACCAAUGAACGGCGAUAAAAGAGGGAUUACGCUAAAGUGGGCUCAUACCAGUAAAUUGUGUAAGCCUCUGCUUGUGCUGGGUCUUGAAUGUUGGGCUCGUUCAGCAGCUCCUGGAUUCCCAACAGGAUCUGAAAAGGCAAACCUUGUGUAUCGACUCAGGGGCACACAACAAAAUGUUGUAAUAAUAAUAAUAAUUUUAAAAAAAACACACACAAAAAAACUUGCGCUAAACAUCAACAAAUAGACAAACCUGUUUGAUGGUGAUGGCGGGCCUCCAGUCUUUGUCCUCCUCCAGGAUGGACAGACACACGGUGCCAGAUGGGUAGACAUUCGGAUGGAAUAUUGGUGGCUCAAACUUGCCUGAUACGUAAAAAAAACAAGCCCGAUUUAGUCAGUUUCCCUAAAUAUAACUCAUCUUAACAUAUAUCAUCUCACAAAAGUCAUUAUUAUUGUAGUCAGGAGCGUAGAAAACCAGUUUACGGCCUUCUGAGUAUGAUUUUUAACAUUAUUAGAGACAUGUAGACAUGGAAUAGCACCCCUAUAGUCACUUUAUACCUAAUAUAGUCGACAUAAAAAAGGAAAUAAGCCGCUUCAAGACAUCAAGCUCCCCCCUUGAGACGGCGAUGCUUGAAAUUCUUACGACAUUCUGCUAUCCACGCUCACGCCAUGAGGUAGCUUAAUGUGUGGUUGUCAGCGGGACUCACAUUUGGGCGGCGAGGAGGGGUAGUCGUCUUUGAAGAGCAUUCUGAGCUUAUACUGUCCUCCCUCCCACAAGGUCUGACAAACAAAAGGGAGUAAUGUCUAAUUUAGUCAACAACAACAACAAUGCCAGUCAUGCUAAUUAUUUUAUGCUAAUCUUGCUCAUAUUUUACACUCUGAAGUUCCGGUGUGUGUUUCCAAUGCAGGUAACUUCUUGGAACUUGGAAGUUUGUAUGCGUCUUGGGCAAUUGCAGCAUCUUUCCGGACCAUUUCUGCAUUUAGACCCUUUCUGCUUUUGUGUUUGUGUGAGAAAUUUCAAGCCCAUGGGAGUCACUUUGGCGCCAUCAUGUGGUGUAUUUGUCAGAAAAUGAAUAGAAUUCUAACUAUAUGACUCCUUACUCCUUUCUUUCCAGGAAUGGCGCACUCCCAGUUCAUCAGAUUCAUGGUUCCAUCAGGAUUCUUGGUAGGCACAGCCACAAACCCCUGUGUGAAGAUCCAUUUUAAUAGCAACCAAUGAUGACAUGCUCAGGAGACGCCCGUUUAAACCACUCAGCCCAGGAGCCGUCAUAAACGCACACCCCUGGGUGGCCCAGCAGGUGAGCGGCGAGAACGACGAGGCACGCCGUGACGCCAGAACCGCAAGUGGCCCAAAGCGGCUGAUCCAGUUUCACCCCAGCGUCCUUGAACAGUGUGGACAAGUCGUCGUUGGCAAGGUAUUUUCCAGAUGCAUCCAGAAAGGAUGUGAAUGGCAUGUUGACUGCACCCGGGAAGUGGCCUGUUAUAUCACAUAAUGAAAAAGCCUACUCACCCUCUCUGGGCUCUGGUUCGACCCCCCUAAACCUGCCGGCAGACCUGGCAUCCACUACCUGCACCUGCUUGGUCCUGAUGUUCUCCAACACGUCCUCAUAAGUCUUCACCCACGCCGGAUUGAUGGUCGCCCGGAAGUCCCUUCUCUCCGGCUUCACCUCUUCCGACGUCACCGGCCGACCUUCGGCUUCCCAGUUCUUCAUCCCCCCGUCCAGCACCGACACUAAGUUAUGACCGAACAACCUAAACAUCCACCAAACGCGUGGGGCGCUGUACGAACCGAAGCCAUUGGUGUCGUACACCACUACAUGAGUGUCGUUUCCGAUUCCCAAGUCGCCCACGUAGCGUGAAAAGUGGCUGCCCGUGGGCAACAUGUGGUCGUACGGCGAAUCUCGGUCGCUACACUCGUCUAUAUCAAAGAACGAGGAGCCCGCUAUGUGCUUCUCCGCGAACUCCGCUUUCGGGUCUCUUUUGGUUAUGGGUAGGUACCAUGACGAGUCCAGGACCCGAAUUUUAGAGCCCACGAGGCCGUUUCUGAUGGCGUCUGCUAGCCAUUGGGAUGAAACCACAGCGCGAGCCUGUGCCGCCAUGACAGUAUGCAAAGCAAUUACACAAGGUGACCACUAGAGGGGGCAGGAGAGGAAGCAUUAGAGGUGGAAAGUCAUAUAAUGACCCGAAUAGAAAACGACCAUAAACCCUCGUUUUCAAGGCCCUUUUAGAGGGCUUUUUUUUUUAAAAAAAGAAAACAACUUUAUUUUCUUAUACAUUCACACAAUGUAUGUAUACAGACUUUAGUAUUGAUUCAAGAUAAGAUAAAAUAUGCCUUUAUUCGUCCCUCAGUGGGGAAAUUUGCAUUGCACAGCAGCAAGAGUACAGUUAAGUAGUACAAAAUACACAAUAUAGAAAAAUAAACAACACAAGUAUUAACAAAAUCAACAGUUUUACCCAGAGUUAUAUACAAAUACAGUAUGCAGAUAAUAUGAAACGAGAUGAGAUAUGAGUUAAUAUGAGGCAUUAUAGAAAUAAUAAUACACAUAGAACAUAAUAUAUUGCAUUUAGAGCCUUAAUAUUGCAUAGAGUAGAAGUCUGGAGUAACUAUACUGCAUAUAAAACAAAGUAUUGCAACACCAAGAAAAUACAAUAUUUCCAGGACAGUACUGCGUUACCGAUACUAUACCGAUACCAAUACUUUUUACUUGAAAUUUUCCAACAUCAUUGACAGUUUUUGCAUUGUGUAGAUCAGCAAUGGGAUGCACACAGUACCUAAUUAACAUGUUCACUAUAUAACACAUGCACGUGCAAGCUAAUCACGUGGGCAUUUAAAGUGGAAAAAGGAGGAAACAAGAAGUUCGAGACAAGGAGAGGAGGUUGGAACGAGAUUUUAAAUUGCUUAACAAGAGUCACUGCUUGUCCAUUAUAGACAAACCCGUGUUUUUUGUAGUCCCAACCGAGUUGUCUCCCAUUGACCGUUCUUCCAUCAUUCCAAACGGCUUGACUUAGAAGGAAUUGUGACAUUGAGUUUGCUUCAUUUUAACAGGAUGACUCUUCUCGACUACCCUGUACCGGAAUUGGACGUUACCCUGCAGGAAGUGUGCCGCGUCCUCCAGCUCACUCUGAGUCCCGAUCUCUAUGCCGAGUUCAAAACCACCUUGGAGAAGCAGAAAGGGCUUCUUUUCGAGGCUCAGCAGAAGUUAGCAUCCAGCGCUUCGGGCCAAGAGAAUUGGGUGACCGAGCAGUUCAAGCGAUGCCUGCUGUCUUGCACCGACCCCCUGCCGACCUCCACCGCCCUCCCGGUUGUUCUCCCUCCAUCCAAAACGAAGGGAUGCACCCAGUUAGCAAGAGCAGCGGCUCUGCUUUGGGCAGUGGCGAAGUUGUACAGUGAGCCGAUGAUGCUGGAGGGUGACGUACCCGUGGAGAAAACCCAGCAGUCGGAGCUUUUUGCUGCCGCACGAAUUCCCGGCAAAAACGGAGAUGAAAUGAAGGUCUACCCCGAUAGCAUCCAUGCCAUCAUCACUUGUGUCGGAGGAGUAUUCCCAAUUGACAUACUGCAGCGCUCCACCACUGGUGCACCAUCAUCUGCUCGGUCCUUCUCGGACAUCUACAACCAGCUGGCUAAAAUAGCGGAGCAGCCCAACGCAGGAAAGAAUAACGAUCCAUCCACCAUUUGCAGCUUAUCUGCUUUGGAACGCAAAUCCUGGGCUGCAAUUAGGGAGGAGAUCGCAUCGAAAGGAGGAGCAGCGGCAGCGUCACUGCAGAUCAUGGAGAGCGCCGUGCUGACGUUAAGUCUGGAGGACAACAACGCACCUUCUGAACUGGCUGACAUCCUCAGUGCGGUGAGGCUGGGAGGAGAAGGGGACGGUCCAUGCUUGAGAUACUACGAUAAGGUGCUGAAUCUGGUUGUGUUCAAGGACUGCACAGCGGGACUGGUUUUCGAGCACUGCGCUGUGGACGGGAUGGUGGCCGGCCUUGUCACCGGUCUCGUGUACCAACUGUCUGAAUCCGCCGAUUUAAACCUAGUCCAUACUGCUCCACACCAUGUGAAAGGAUCCCCUCACCCAAUCCCCCUAUCGUUUCCCUUGCAAGGACCCAACAACACCAAACCCAACCCCCAUUUCGAUUCCAAAAACCCGAUUGCCACUUUCGAUGUGUCAUCUUACCCGGAUGUGUUCUCAACUCUCAAAAGCCAACGAGGUCUCUACGAUGCUUGGAUCAACUUCUCCUUACAACUUUCUCUGAUGCAGACUCUUGGGGAAUCUGCUGUCACUCACGUGCUCGUCACUCCCACUCAUAUGCGACACUACAAGCACGGCCGUUGCGAUCCCACUUACUCGGCCACCACGCAGUCCCGUAAACUCGUUGGCGUUUUGGCUGCUAGCAUUCGCCCGGACAACACCAUCCAAUACACACAUAGCCUCCUAAAUCUCUUCCACGUUGCUCUUUUGGAACAUAAGGCUCUUAUCAAAAACACCAAAAGCGGACAUGGUGUCGGUCCGCACUUAGCUGCCCUCCGUCGAGCUUUACCGAAAGACAAUCCAUUGAAGAAGUUUCUGGACCCGUUUGGAUGCCCGUCUGUGUACCUCACCGGUACUGACUGCAUGGACGGAGUUGAGUGUGGAGUCGGGAACGUUUAUGCCCAAAAUCAGCUAGCAGUAACAUACCUUGGGAAAAAAGACAUGGUUCGGAUUGUUCUAAGUGGGAAGGGGAGCUUUGCCCUGGUACUGGACCAACUGCAGGAGAAACUGAAUCAGAACUUGAAGUUAGUGAUGCUUCUGGCGCUGAGGUACGCCAUCGCAUGUCAAAUGGGCGCUUUGGAGUGUCUCCGAACCAAGACAGUAAAUUCCGAUAUAAAUUCCACUGCAGACAAUAAAACUGCAGAUUCAACCCCAGACACGAAUCCGGACUAUACCAUGUUGAUACACGGCGGCGCCGGCGAGAGCAUGAUGCUAAACACCCAAGUCAUCCAUGUUAUCGAAUUUGCUCUACAAACCGCUUUAAUCCUCGGAUCCCAGGUGCUUCAAGAUGGCGGACGAAGCCUGGACGCAGUUCAGAGGUCAGUCGAAGCUCUGGAAGACUGCUUUCUCUUUAACGCCGGAAAAGGCUCCGUAUUGAACAGAGAAGGUAAAAUCGAAAUGGAGGCGACUAUUAUUGACGGUGAUCAAAUGAGAUCCGGAGCUGUUGCUUGUGUGCAAAGUGUCAAGAACCCGAUUAAAGCGGCAAGAUUCGUUAUGGAAAAAAGCUCGCAUUCCCUUAUCGUGGGAGAAGGCGCCGAGGAAUUCCUGCAAAGCCUGGAAGAAACGCCGCCGCUUGUGACGCCUGAUUAUUUCCACACGGAUAUCCGUAACAGAGAGCUAGCCGCUAACACUUUAAAAAAAAAUCACCCUCAAACAGUCGGCGCGGUUGCAUUAGAUUCUCGGCGCAAUCUGGCAGCCGCGUCAUCAACAGGCGGAUUAGUCGGGAAGCUGAAAGGGCGAAUCGGUGACACGGCAGUCGUCGGAGCGGGAAUAUAUGCCGAUAACACGUUAGCUAUUUCCUGUUCUGGAGAUGGCGAUGUGUUUCUGAGGCACACGGUUGCGCAGAAAAUCGCCGCUCUUUAUCAUCACAAAGGCUAUACUCUGAGGCAAGCGUGUCGGGAAGUGAUGACGCAACACCUGAAAGGCGUCUGCGCGGGCGUCAUUGCCGUGGACUCCGAAGGGGACGCCGUUAUUGAAACAAAUGCCGCUGUGAUGUUUGUGGCUUCGAUGAUAGGAGGAAUAAUAAGAGUUGAGGUACUCCGGCCCUUUAAGAACGUCUCUGAUGUGAUUUGGGAAACUGAUGAGCUGGUCGCGUACCUCAAUCCCAAUCCUUGGACUCCGGGGUCAACUAUUUUGACUCGAAAAAUUCUCAACGGAGCAGAUAACAUCUUCCGUUUGCCUGAACCGGAUUUUACGGUUCUUCUAAACGGGGCUAAAACUGUAUCUGAUGUUCUGUGUCGGCGACUGGGAGUGCAGCGUUGCGCUUUGGUUUUUUAUCCCGAAUCCAAUCAAACAGCACAAAUCCGACUCCUCCCACUUCACGGUUUAGCGUCAAAAUGGCAGCCUCAUCUUGCCGUUCAAGAGGAAUUUCACUCCUACGACCCUGGAUACUGUUCAUCGAAAAGCGGUCCUCGUUGGAAUGACCGUGAACUCACCAAAGUUCAAGCCCAGAUCAGGAAAGCACUCCCGACAACAAACGCACCGUCCAACUUUGAAUUUACCGGCGAUCCCUCAGACCAGAAUCUCUUCAGUCGUAUCGUAAAAGGCGAGGAGAAACAAUGGCGUGUAUGGGAAGACUGUCGCCAUGUCGCCUUCCUAACACCGUAUCCGAACACUCCCGGGAUAACGGUCGUGGUUCCACGCAAACCACUUCCCAGUGAUAUCUUGAAACUGCACGAAACUGACUAUAAAGCGCUGAUCUCGGCCGCUUAUAAAGUCGCGCAACUUCUAGAAGAAGGAAUGGGAGCUCAAGGUGUUGCGCUCAUCUUUGAAGGCUUCGAGAUCGACUACGCUCACGUCAAACUGAUUCCUCUGGUACCUUCGCCUGAAGGUCCAACGCUGGCUAGACUACAAGCAGAAUUCUUCCCGAAGUACCCCGGUUAUGUUUCAUCUCUUGACGGUCCACCUUCUGAUCCAGAUGACCUCAAAAGGGUGUACUCUGAAAUCACUGGGUGCAGACCUCCACGAUCCUGGCAAGACCCUCAUUCCCACUCCACGCUUGCAAUCAGCAAUCAGUGGUAUCGGAAUCUAUUCCAGAUCCAGAACACUCUUUUCCACAGUACCGUGGAAUAUUUUAGCAAUUCCUGCCGUUAUUCCUACGCUCUGACGCCUCUCACUACGGACACAAUCUCCUCCCCGAUGGGUCUCGGGUCUGACUCAGAACCAGUUUCUGUUCACCUCUUGGGUCAAGAUAUCUAUCUGGCCGACUCGAUGCAAUUUGUGCUUGAAUACUUUCUCCGUUUCCAGGAGAACCUGCAAGGUACCUACUACAUCUCCCCCAGCUUUCGUGGAGAAGAUCCCGAUUCCACACAUUUGAAUCAAUUCUACCAUGUGGAAUGUGAACUGAUCGGAGACAUGGAUCGCGCCAUUUCCAUCGCAGAGGGAUAUCUGGCGCAUCUGACGGAAUCGAUGCUGAAGAAACACUCGGAGAUAAUCCUUCACACUGCAGGAACCCUCAAACAUGUCACAUGUAUGAUGAGUAAAAUGCAUGGAAAAACCGCGUUACCACGUGUUUCUCUUGACCACGCCAUCCCGAUGAUGCCGACUCCGGAUUGUUUGGAGUGGGUACAAGACGGUCAGCCCCAUCUUGGCAGGAAACUCACACGCAAAGGAGAGCAGGUGUUAAUCGAAAAAUACGGCGGCGCCGUUUGGCUAACCGAGAUGGACCAUCUCGCCGUUCCUUUCUACCAGGCUUACGUGGAAGGCAGCGGGCAGCGGAAAGCCAAGGCCGCGGACCUUCUGCUGGGCUUAGGAGAAACCGUCGGUCUCGGGGAACGUCAUUCCACCCCGGCAUUGGUGCAGGAGGCCCUCCGGCACCAUGGAGUUCCACAGCAGUCCUACAAGUGGUACACUGACAUACGGCAGGUGAAACCACUCCUUACCAGUGGGUGGGGGAUGGGCACAGAGCGAUACCUGUGUUGGCUGCUUCGGCAUGAUGAUAUCAGAGAUAUGCAGAUUAUUCCAAGAAUCAAAGGAAUGAAGUACAUGCCCUGAUUUAGUAGUACUUCAGUACUACUAAAAAAUACACUGCACUGUGAUUGUAUAAUCUUAUUUAUUUCCCAACAUGUUUUUUCUUUCUUUAUAGCAACAAAAACACCUUAUUCUUCUAAAUAUAUGCAACAUUUAAUUACACAUUUAAUUACAAUUUAAAGAACCCACAUCAUCAUUUAAUUAAUGAGUUAUUAUUUAAUCACAGCAUAAAUUGUAUCAAUAAAAAAAUAUUUUUAACAACUGCAUUUUAAAAAAUUAAUCCGACUAACAUUUAAUAUAUGGAUGUAAUGUUUUAUUUUGUUUCUAGUAAAAUAAUAAUUUUUUUUAGCCAAUGAAAGCUGUUCUCUAAUCAUAUAUAAUUUAUAUAAUGGUGGAUACAAGUUGGACGGCAACCAUUUUGUUUGGAUAAAUAUUGUAGAAGCAAAAUAAAAACUUCUUUUUAAAUCCA
This is a messenger RNA of Doryrhamphus excisus (bluestripe pipefish), 8182 nucleotides long. NCBI's taxonomy places the organism in Eukaryota, Metazoa, Chordata, Actinopteri, Syngnathiformes, Syngnathidae. The record is from RefSeq and is a predicted model, not a curated record.